Messenger RNA from Lynx canadensis (Canada lynx), 2920 nucleotides. RefSeq names its product atlastin GTPase 2 (gene ATL2). NCBI's taxonomy places the organism in Eukaryota, Metazoa, Chordata, Mammalia, Carnivora, Felidae. The transcript has 13 exons. The coding region runs from base 25 to 1776 and encodes 583 amino acids. Gene Ontology annotation, biological process: protein homooligomerization; endoplasmic reticulum organization. Gene Ontology annotation, molecular function: GTP binding; GTPase activity. The record is from RefSeq and is a predicted model, not a curated record.
GAGUUAAUUUUAAAUCGGUACAAGAUGGCGGAGGGGGACGAGGCAGCGCGGAGGCAGCAGCCGCACCAGGGGCUGCGGCGCCGGCGGCGGACCAGCGACCCAAACACCGGGGUUAACCACGUCUCGUCCACGACCUUCCUAGGUGAGAAUCAUGAAGAUGAUGACCUAGUAAACUCUGAUGAGGUUAUGAAGAAACCAUGUCCAGUACAGAUUGUUCUUGCUCAUGAAGAUGACCAUAACUUUGAGCUCGAUGAAGAAGCUUUGGAGCAGAUAUUGCUACAGGAACACAUACGAGAUCUUAACAUAGUAGUGGUAUCCGUGGCAGGAGCUUUUCGUAAAGGGAAAUCAUUUCUACUGGACUUCAUGCUUAGAUAUAUGUAUAACAAGGAUUCUCAAAGUUGGAUUGGUGGAAACAAUGAACCGUUGACUGGCUUUACAUGGCGAGGUGGUUGUGAAAGAGAAACAACAGGCAUACAAGUCUGGAAUGAAGUAUUUGUGAUUGACAGACCUAAUGGAACAAAAGUGGCUGUGCUGCUAAUGGAUACCCAGGGUGCCUUUGAUAGCCAGUCAACUAUCAAAGACUGUGCAACUGUAUUCGCUCUGAGCACCAUGACUAGCUCGGUCCAGGUAUAUAAUUUGUCUCAGAAUAUUCAAGAAGAUGAUCUUCAACACUUGCAAUUAUUUACAGAGUACGGCAGACUUGCGAUGGAAGAAAUCUACCAGAAACCAUUUCAGACAUUAAUGUUUUUGAUUCGAGAUUGGAGUUAUCCUUAUGAACAUUCAUAUGGUUUGGAAGGUGGAAAACAAUUCCUUGAAAAGAGAUUGCAGGUAAAACAAAAUCAACAUGAAGAGCUACAGAAUGUAAGGAAGCACAUUCACAAUUGUUUCUCAAAUCUUGGUUGCUUCCUUUUGCCACAUCCUGGUCUUAAAGUUGCAACUAAUCCUAGUUUUGAUGGGAGAUUGAAAGAUAUUGAUGAAGACUUUAAGCGAGAGCUUCGAAAUCUGGUUCCAUUGCUGCUUGCCCCUGAGAAUUUGGUAGAAAAAGAGAUAAGUGGAUCUAAAGUCACUUGUAGAGAUCUUGUAGAAUACUUUAAGGCUUACAUUAAGAUUUAUCAAGGAGAGGAACUUCCACAUCCAAAGUCCAUGCUUCAGGCAACAGCUGAAGCUAAUAAUCUUGCUGCGGUAGCAGGAGCAAGAGAGAUCUAUUGCAAAAGUAUGGAGCAGGUAUGUGGUGGGGACAAGCCUUACAUUGCACCUUCAGAUCUGGAGCGAAAACACCUGGAUCUCAAGGAAGUGGCGAUCAAACAGUUUCGUUCAGUAAAAAAAAUGGGCGGAGAUGAAUUCUGCCAUCGUUAUCAGGACCAGCUUGAAGCUGAAAUUGAAGAAACCUAUGCAAACUUGAUAAAGCACAAUGAUGGCAAAAACAUCUUCUAUGCUGCUCGUACCCCGGCCACACUGUUUGCAGUCAUGUUUGCUAUGUACAUAAUCUCAGGACUGACCGGCUUCAUUGGCCUAAACUCUAUAGCCGUCUUGUGUAACCUUGUCAUGGGGUUAGCACUGACAUCUCUUUGUACUUGGGCAUAUGUAAAAUACUCUGGGGAGUUCAGAGAAAUUGGAACAAUGAUUGAUCAGAUUGCUGAAACACUAUGGGAACAGGUAUUGAAGCCCCUGGGUGAUAAUUUGAUGGAGGAAAACAUAAGGCAGUCUGUCACAAACUCUAUCAAAGCAGGCCUGACUGACCAGGUGUCUCAUCAUGCCAGAUUAAAGACAGACUGACAGUUCAUCUCCUCAUGGACUCCACUCUCCCUUUUUUUCAUGCUUGCUGUACAAUGAGAACUCAAAUAAAAAUAAACCAAAGUUUACAAUCAACUGUAGAAGUAGUUUAGUAUAACUGGCUUCACAGAUGGCUGCCACAGAGUGUGAAAAUUGUUUGUUGGUUUUAAGCAUUCUGUUCUUGGCUCCUAAGACAUGGAGAUUGGCUGAGGAGCAUUAGUUUAUCAUGCACAUUUGUGCCAUGUUUCUUUCUUUCUUUCUUUCUUUCUUUCUUCCUUUUUUUUUUUUUUUCCUUUUUACUUAAUCUAAUGUUAAUGAAAUUUGUCUUAUGUAAAAGGAUAUUUCAGGGAAAUAUUUUAAGAAAUCUAUUUAGAGUCUCUUUAACACCAGUGUCCCAUUGAAAUUUUAAUUUCUAGUGAAGUUAUGAAUCACUGUAUCAAGAAUCAGAUCGGGAUGACAAUGAAGCCUUUAUUGAGCCACUACAUUAAAAGUAUAUAUUGCUUUACUGCCUUCAAUACCAGUAUUACAUAAAUGCAUGUGUCAGAAGUCUCACAGAAAUUACAUGACAACUCUUGUAGCUAAGAAAGUGAUUCUGAGGUGUACAUUUGUCUUGCCUUUUUAAAUUUAUAAACCUGCCCUAAAAGGAGAUGCAUAUCUGGGAAACUGAACUGUCUUUAUUCAGUUUAGCCUUCGUGUACAUAAAAUAUGCCAUUAAUUUUAUUGGGGGAGAAAUUCCAUCCAAAAAUGUUGCCUACAGCUAUGAGUUCAGAGUGUCUGUACAGUGUGUAGCUUUUAUUUUCUAAAACCACAGAUAGGGCAUGUAUAUGAAUUAUAAAUAUAUAAAUACGAUUUUGUAUUAAAAGUUUUGUAGUUUAUGGCAAAAUCUGGUUCUGUGGUAGGCUAAGUGCAGUCCCUGUGAAGGAAUGUUUGUGGCUCAUGUCAGUGUGUGAAUGCAUAGACAAUUUGAAGUUUUUGAUAUAUUUGUGAUAUUUAUCUUCCUUGAGCACUGCAGUCUCCCCCCCCACCCCCCCAAGGGAAUUCAAUGGGAAUGUUUAUCGUGACUUUGUCCUCUGUUGCAUUUUAAAGUUAUUUCCUGUAAUUUAUUUUCAGUACAUAAUUAAAAAUUUGUUGUAUAUAUAAAAUGAAA